Knipowitschia caucasica is the source of this 906-nucleotide messenger RNA. The record is from the annotation of a GenBank genome assembly. Lineage: Eukaryota; Metazoa; Chordata; Actinopteri; Gobiiformes; Gobiidae.
AUGCCCAAAGACAAGGACGACGGUGGGUGGAAGAAGUUUGUGUGGAACUCGGACACGGGAGAGUUCCUGGGGCGCACGGGAGGCUCCUGGGCUAAGAUUGGGUUUUUCUACCUGAUCUUCUACGGGUGCCUGGCGGGUGUCUUCGUCGGGACCAUCCAGGCUAUGCUGCUGACUCUGAGCAGCUACAAGCCCACCUGGCAGGACCGCGUGGCGCCCCCUGGCCUCACCCACACCCCGCGCUCGGAGAAGCAGGAGAUGACCUUUAACCUGAACGACGUGGAGUCCUUCCUGCCGUACACCAAAGCCCUGAAGGACUUCCUGGCUCAGUACGACGACGACAAACAGUCCGACCCGACCAAGUUUGAGGACUGCGGAGCUGAGCCGGCCGACUACAAACACCGUGGUGACCUGGACAGUGACGUGGGCAGCCGCCGCGCCUGCAGGUUCUCGCGCUCGCUGCUGGGACCGUGCUCCGGCAUUGAGGACCGCACCUACGGCUUCCAGGAGGGGAAACCCUGCGUCAUCGUCAAACUCAACCGCGUGGUCAACUUCAGGCCCCGGCCUCCUCUGUCCAAUGAGAGCAUCCCUCUGGACGCUCAGUCCAAGGUCCAGCCCUACGUGGUUCCUCUGUUCUGCGCCAACAAGAGAGAUGAAGACGCCGGUAAAGUGGGCGAGGUGAAGUACCAUGGCAUCGCCGGCGGCUUCCCGCUGCAGUACUACCCGUACUACGGGAAGCUGCUGCACCCGCAGUACCUGCAGCCGCUGGUGGCGCUGCAGUUCACCAACCUGACCAUGAACACGGAGGUGCGCAUCGAGUGCAAGGUGUUCGGAGAGAACAUCCAUUACCACGACAAGGACCGGUACCAGGGCCGCUUCGACAUCAAGCUGAAGAUCAACAACCUAUGA